AAAAGACAUGUUGAGCAUGUUUCCUUUCAUAACCUCCUGCGCCCUUUUUCUCGGAAAAUAUGUCAAGUGCAGUGCUUUUGGUAUGGCUCCUUCCAGCCGCCAGGGCCGCCUGGGUUGCCAAAACGGCCAGCUGUACCUUUCGGGGCAGGUCUGUCAGAUGGUCCAUGUCUCCUCUUUGGUCCGUGCCCGAUGGCCUUGUUGAGUUCGUGGCACAACCACCACGAUUUGAUGAAGAAGUCUUCGCCCCACACCGUGAAGAGCUGGCCCUUCAGGGGAGCCGUGCGAGUCUUCAUCCUGAACCACGACUGCGAAGACGUCGAAGCCGCCAAGGAGCGGAUCAUGAACGACGCGCUUGCGGAGAAGGACCAUGCGUCCUGCGUCAUUGAACAGGAUGAGAAUCACUCUUGGCAUUACUGGCCCCCGGAGCUGGCGGAGGCGAGUCGCUGGCAGACGGCGGUGAACGCCAGCGAUGAGGUGAAGAGGCGCCUGAGUGGAGAUGCGCUCCAGCGGCUGGAAGAUAGCGCCGGGACGGUGGAACACGCCGCGGCAGAGGUGCAGGAGGGGUUCGAUGAUUUUCUACACAUUGCGAGGCGAAGCUUUAACUUCACAGACCCCGGGCACAUCGUGGUGCGGAAUGAGCUGUGCACACACCACCAGAUGUACUUCGGGAAAGUUGGCCUCACUGACAAGUACUUCAAUGCCAUUUUGCUGGGAAACACCGCCAAGAACGCGGCAGAAGAGGCUGCCAAGGAGGGGUGCCCCAAGCAUUCCACCUGGUGUGGUCCACCCACCGAAGAGAAAGAUUGGAGCCAGAAGAGGAAGCAAGAAUAUGACUUGCUCCAAUAUUGCUUGUUCGCCUGCUUGGUGAUCAAACUGGGUAUCACAAAGCUUAACUCGUGCAUGGCCAAGUUGAGUGAUCGUUUCAUCUCCUCGCGCUCGCGUUGCGACAAGCGAUGGGAGAGCAUGUUCAUGGAAGUGUUUUCCUCGGUGCUUUUCAUUUGCUUGCAGACCACCUUGAGUACCAUGUUCCUGCUGGUUUGGCGCGUGAACUCUGCCAUCGCCACGAACAUUCCAACGUGGGGAUUAGUGAGCUGCGUGGGGUUUUUCUUCCUCAUCUCGACGGUCAACGAGCUGGACAAGUUCUGCGACCUCUCCGCCAAGCACUGCAAUGCCUGCUGGACGCUGGUGUUUUGGAUCGGCUUUGUGGGUUGCGUUCUCUUCAUCACCAUCCCCCUCGUGUCUCUCACCUUCUUCAACCUCCAAUUCUUCUUCCAGGUUUACCAGUGUCACUUGUCGAAGAAGGUUCGGAGCGGCGUGCCCUCUCAGCUGAAAGAAUCCUCGGACAACUGUUGCUUCUUCACUGCCAUCUUUGUGCUCUUCGCUGUGGCGGAGCUGGUGCUGCUGGCAUGCAUCGAUUGGCACGAGACCGAGAGGGAGCGACGGCCGACCACGAUGCCCCACAAAGUCAAGGGAACGCCCUACACCCUGGUGGAUUGGAAGGAGGCGAGCGAGGCCGCUUGACCGACCGCGAGACGAAGGGCGACUGAACGGCGGACCCUUGAGAGACCUGGAGCACUCAGACCCCACAGGGUGGGGCAGCGGAGAGUAGCAGGGCGGCGCCAGA
Durusdinium trenchii is the source of this 1624-nucleotide messenger RNA. The record is from the annotation of a GenBank genome assembly. NCBI's taxonomy places the organism in Eukaryota, Dinophyceae, Suessiales, Symbiodiniaceae.